Acanthochromis polyacanthus (spiny chromis) is the source of this 1219-nucleotide messenger RNA. RefSeq names its product ubiquitin-conjugating enzyme E2L 3a (gene ube2l3a). The transcript has 4 exons. Bases 93 to 557 code for a protein of 154 amino acids. The record is from RefSeq and is a predicted model, not a curated record. NCBI's taxonomy places the organism in Eukaryota, Metazoa, Chordata, Actinopteri, Pomacentridae.
GCAGGGCUCCGCCCCUCAGCCACUUUCACCAAACUCUAAAGAAGAAAAGGAUACGACAGAAGCAGGAAGAAGAAGAAAACAUCGGUAUCACAAUGGCUGCGACCAAGAGGCUAGUCAAGGAGCUCGAGGACCUUCGCAAAUCUGGGAUGAAGCAAUUCCGCAACAUUAUAGUGGAUGAGUCAAAUCUUUUGCUCUGGCAGGGCCUUAUUGUUCCUGACUGUGCUCCAUAUGACAAAGGAGCUUUUCGGAUUGAGAUUGUCUUCCCCGGCGAGUACCCCUUCAAGCCUCCCAAGAUCACCUUUAAGACAAAAAUCUAUCAUCCCAACAUUGACGAGAAGGGCCAAGUUUGCCUGCCCAUCAUCAGCGUGGAGAACUGGAAGCCGGCCACAAGGACCUGCCAAGUGAUUCAGUGUCUGAUCGCUCUGGUGAACAUCCCUCAGCCUGAGCAUCCGCUGAGGGCCGACCUGGCAGAGGAAUACGCAAAAGAUCGCACCAAGUUCAUGAAGAACGCAGAAGAGUUCACAAAGAAACACAGUGAAAAGCGACCUGUGGACUGACAACACAACACUGACCUGCCACCGGCCUCCUCUCUGUUCCUGUUCCAGCCUCUCUCUGUUCUUCCCCCACGACAUUCACAGAGAUGUACCUGCAUUGUUUAGCACUCUCCAGCCACUCCUCCUUAAUAGAGGCUUGUGUUUCUGUUUCACUUUGCCAAAAAAAAAGCAGGACUUUUUGGUGAAUAGGCAGGCUCCGGCCUCUAGGUGUCACCUUUUGGUUCUUAUUGACUUCUUUCUACUGAUUUCUUUUUAUAAAAAGAAUAAGAAAAUUGUCAGAGGUGGCAUCCUGGAAAGUCAAAUCAGAGAAUUAAAAGUGCUGUUCUGCUUACUUAUAAAUGUUGAAUGUUUUCUCGGAUUAAUCAUUGGCUUAUGCAGACCUGUUUACACAUUUUUAGGCUUUGUUUGAAAAUGAGCAGCAUCUGAUGCUGGUAUUUGAAUCUGUUGCCCCCUCCCUUUGUUUUUUCUUUAGUGUCUUUAGCUCUGCAGAUACACUGUACUCUGAGGUCAUGUGUUUCAGUACGUACAAAUUAAAGUUUGUUACUGAUGCUGAAUCUAAAUGUAAGCAAUGAAGUUUAUGAAAAGGCAUCAACAUUACAAGUCAUUCGAAUUGUUUUUGUAUUUUGAAAAAAAAAAUUACAUUUAAUUAAAAUUCUUCCACCUCU